Molecule: messenger RNA, 756 nt
Organism: Ruditapes philippinarum (Manila clam)
Lineage: Eukaryota; Metazoa; Mollusca; Bivalvia; Venerida; Veneridae
Product: sorting nexin-24-like
Exons: 6
Coding region: 74-580 (168 amino acids)
Molecular function (GO): phosphatidylinositol phosphate binding
Source: RefSeq, a predicted model, not a curated record
UACGACUAAUCAAGCGCGCUCAUUUGUUUACACUUUUUUAGGGUGUGACAUUUUAGAGUAUUUUGCCUUUAAAAUGAUACGGGUUUCAAUUCCAAGUUAUCAAAAAGUGGAAGGAAAUGGUGAUAGUUAUACAGCAUACAGAGUGGAUGUAUUCCAAAGUGGCAGCUGUCAUACCCUACAGAAGAGAUACUCAGAGUUUGAGGAAUUACACAAACAGCUAAAGAAGCUUAUAGAAACCCCGGAAUUCCCACCCAAAAAAGUUCUUAAGUUUAACCAGAAGAUCGUAGAACAAAGACGGGUACUUUUAGAGGCCUAUCUCCAGGGUGUGUUAGAGGGUGAAACUAUACCAAGAUCUUUCUUGAAAUUUUUAGAAGUAAAUUUACCUAGAUCUGGAAGCUUUGAUUCACUGGAUGUAGGUCUAUCAGAACCGGCAGUGAGUCAUCAGCCCAUGGUGGGAUUUAUCAAAGACUCUUUUCUUCAAGAAAAUUACAGAAGUAUUUUACCAGAUAUUGUGUCUCAGGGUGUACAAAAUGGCCUUUAUUCAUUCCACCAGGAAGAUUAUCUAGGAUUGGUCAGAUGACAGGCUGAAGUUGGACAAGGGAAUUUAAUUUAUUGGCAGAUAUGUUUGUAGAGACAGUGUUGACUUCAAUCAAAAUAUGUACCAGAUCAUGUGACAUUUAAUAACUUACAGCAGCUCUGUUAUAACAUAUACUUUAAGUUGAUAGAAUUUCAAUUAUGUUAUAACAUACAUUUAAG